Messenger RNA from Penicillium longicatenatum, 999 nucleotides. Its product is annotated as putative ubiquitin-conjugating enzyme. Lineage: Eukaryota; Fungi; Ascomycota; Eurotiomycetes; Eurotiales; Aspergillaceae. The coding region runs from base 1 to 999 and encodes 332 amino acids. The record is from RefSeq and is a predicted model, not a curated record. The transcript is spliced from 4 exons.
AUGUCAACCACCAGGUUACCUUGUAUCCCAUCUGUCAGAAAGCAGCAACUGCACCUGGAGUUCUCAAGUUUGCGACAUGCCGCACCACCAGGGGUCUAUGUGAGCCUUGCGCCUGGCGAUCCAACUUUGUGGACUGGGGUCAUUUUUGUUCGUUCCGGACCCUACGCCUCCGCUAUCCUUCGCUUCCAAAUCCGCUUUCCAGACAUAUAUCCGGAUCUGCCACCUCUUGUGACCUUUGCAACAGAUGUCUUCCAUCCGUUGAUAGUUCCCUUGACUACAUACACAUUCAGUACUAGCUCAGCGAGUGAUGACCCGGUCAGCGCGACAGAUGAGGAAAGGUUACCCCCGGGCGGAUUUAGCCUUCGACAUGGAUUUCCCCACUGGUUCGGCAGGGCCAAGCGGAGUGAACUUGCAUCUGGGCCGUCAUCAAGGAACGCGAGCGGGGAAAUCACAGGCAAUAUGGCAAGGGAAAAUACCAAGCCAGGUGCCUCACCAACAGGCCGUGAUGUUUCUGGCGCCCCUGAAGCGACAGAAACCGAAGAAGUUGCGGACAGCACCGACAGUCCUCGCAUUGCCCAGGUCCCCUCCGGGCUUCAAUUUGCGGAAGCAAGAAAGACAGUCCCCGUGGCGGAACUUCUGGAUUAUAUUCGCUCGACAUUCGAUGAUGAAUCUGUCCUUGACUCGUUACCCGUCGAGGUCGCAGGAAACCCAGGAGCAUGGCAUGCAUGGAAAGCACACCGUCGGGGAGCUGAUAGUUCUAGAGAUUGGAAGAAGGGAAGUCCGCAGGCUCGGCAACCUGGAGAUUGGCAUUGGGAUGGAAUCUGGGCUCGGCGGGUGCAUGAUGAGAUCGAGGCUAGUCAUUCUGAUCCCAUGUUAUUUGGGGGCGCUACCCGUGGCGGUGGGGAUGAGAUGAUACGGUUUUCGCGGUUGGACGACGCUACAAUGAGCUCAGUCAAGGAGAAAAUGGAGUCGGUGGUGAAUGUACAUACAGAGCAAUGA